AUGGUGUUUCCACAACAAGAGCAAGAGAGUCUUAUCUAUGAUGUAAGACUAUCUUCCAUUGGGCCUGGUCGAGUUAGCGGGUCAGAUGUUAUUCACGAUCUCGGUGGUCUCGACCUGGCCAUGAAACUUCAUUAUCUUAAGGUGGUUUAUCUAUUUGACUCUGAGGCGGCACAAGGUCUAACUAUUAUGAAAAUAAAAGAGUCAUUGUUUACUUUGUUCAACCAUUAUUUCAUCACGUGUGGCCGGUUUCGAAGAUCGGAGCCUGGUCGGCCGUAUAUCAAAUGUAAUGAUUGUGGAGCAAGGUUUGCUGAGGCUAAAUGCACCAAAACUUUACAAGAAUGGCUUCAUAUGAAGGAUUGGUCUUCCUACAAGUUGCUCGUUCCUCAACAAGUUCUUGGACCUGAAUUAUCUUUUUCACCUCCUCUUUUCUUGCAGGUUCUUUAA
Molecule: messenger RNA, 444 nt
Organism: Vicia faba (fava bean)
Lineage: Eukaryota; Viridiplantae; Streptophyta; Magnoliopsida; Fabales; Fabaceae
Source: the annotation of a GenBank genome assembly